AUGGCAGACGCGUGUCAGUCUAGUGUUGGUAUUGAGGCUGAGUUCCUUGUUGCCGUUAGAGUUAAGGGGCGGGACACAGGCACACCUGCCAUAUUCGCUCAUUCCUCAGGAAGUGCCAUUAUCUUAACAGAGACACAGAUGAACAAUAUCAGGGAAAGAGGUUCAUUCGCAGAGGCGCAUAUCAAAAGUACGAUCCAAGCCAAAAUCUCAGAGCGCCCCAAGGGCGACCGCGUAGUCGUCUCCGACGACGAAACACUAACAGACUUCCACAGCUCCCACCUCCGCAACUACACAGACUGGGUCGUCAAAACAGACCCGACGGUAAGUCUAUCGGCGGAACCAGACCAGACCAUCUUCUACGACCCCGACCACCCCUGCGAGUAUUUCGCCAUCGAAAUCACGUCGCCGGCCUUCUGGGCCACCGAAGCGUCAUGGGCCGAAAUCCACGCCGUCUUCAAGACACUCUCGCGCACGUACUGGACACUGAAGCCGCGCACAAGUGCACUUCACUUUCACUACGGCGGAGGUAAGAACUGGAUCCCGCUCGGGCGCCUGCGUCGCAUCGCCGCGCUGGCAAUCGCUGCCGACCCGGUGCUCGCGCAGCUGCACCCGGCGCACAUGCAUGUCAACCUGGCAAGUGCCUGGUGCCGGAGCAACCGACUCUACACAUUUCUAGCGCACGGCAUGACGGCCGCCGAGGCAAAAGAGCGUAUUGGGCGGGUCUUCAGGAGAGCAACGGAACCAGAAACGCCCCCGACUGACGCCGAAAUAGUGAAACACAUGCAAGGACCUUCCAGGGAGACGUUAGGUUUCCAGCCCGUAUUCGCUCGAGGUGAGUUGAAGGGCUUCGAGUUCUCGUCCAAGAUCUUCAAGCAGACAGCCCCCGAGCCCAAGAACGAAGCCGGAGCGAACAAUUCCUCCACUUCGACCCUGCUGCCCGUGAGUAUAGCAACAGCAGCGCGGGAGAUCCUCCACGCGUCGUCUCACGCCGAGGUCCUGGGCGAGCUGAUGAAGAUCCGCGCCCGCGAGGUGGGCCAGGACAGGCCGGCUUAUAACUUUAAUUCCUAUACCAAGGGGCGUUACAUCGCGUUCCCUGCCGGACAGCGCGAUAAGCGGUGGAGCGCUGUCACGGAGCGCACGGUGGAGUUCCGUCUCGCCGCCGGGACACUAAACCCGGACAAGAUCUGGGCAGGCCACGCGAGUCUGGGCGAGUUCUGGGCGCUGGUACGCGAGUGUGCUCUGGGAAAGGAGCAGCCUGAGUUGUUCGACGUGUUCGAUCUGCUUGCGCGACUGGGGCUCGGGGAGCAGGCAAGGGUGCUUCAGAGGUCUGUGGCUGCCUGGAACGGGCGGUCGAUCGUUGAUGAGCAGACCGGGGCUUGGGAGAAAUUGGAUGACGAGACUGUGAUCGCGCGGUACGGCUUCCCGCUGGAUGUUCUGCUUGUGGUGUUGCCCGCUUUCAGAUCACACACAGAGAUCUGGAUACGACACUCAACUAUCAUCUAA
Anthostomella pinea is the source of this 1503-nucleotide messenger RNA. NCBI's taxonomy places the organism in Eukaryota, Fungi, Ascomycota, Sordariomycetes, Xylariales, Xylariaceae. The record is from the annotation of a GenBank genome assembly.